Messenger RNA from Rhododendron vialii, 1940 nucleotides. Its product is annotated as aspartyl protease family protein 1-like. Gene Ontology annotation, biological process: proteolysis. Gene Ontology annotation, molecular function: aspartic-type endopeptidase activity. Lineage: Eukaryota; Viridiplantae; Streptophyta; Magnoliopsida; Ericales; Ericaceae. The record is from RefSeq and is a predicted model, not a curated record. The transcript is spliced from 10 exons. Bases 179 to 1732 code for a protein of 517 amino acids.
CGUCAUACAUUUCUCUCUCUCUCUCUCUCUCUCUCUCUCUCUCUCUCUCUACCAAUAUACAUAUAUAUACACAUAUCUAUGUCUUCAUGUUUUUUUGUUUUUGUUUUGACAAUUCAUCCCAUACAAACUUCUGACUGACUCAUUCAUUCAUUCUUUCGAUACUUGAAACAAAAUUCUCAUGGCGUUUUCCAGUAAGUGCGCUUCGACUUUGCUUCUGUUGAUACUGGUGUGGGGUUAUCACUGCAGUUGCUGCGAAGGAUUCGGUACCUUCGGAUUCGAUGUGCAUCACAGGUACUCUGAUACGGUGAAGGGGAUACUUGACGUAGAUGGAUGGCCUGAGAAAGGCAGCGUCGAUUACUACGCCGCCAUGGCCCACCGCGACCACCUCCUCCGCGGGCGCCACCUCGCCGCCACCGCUGGUUCUGCUCCGCUCACCUUUUCCGGCGGCAACGAGACUUUCCAAAUCGAAUCCUUUGGAUAUUUGUACUAUGCAAAUGUAACUGUGGGGUCUCCGGGCUUGUGGUUUCUUGUGGCACUCGACACUGGAAGUGAUCUGUUUUGGUUACCGUGUGAUUGCGGUAACAAUUGUGUUCAUGGCUUGAAGAGCACAUCAGGACAAGUGUUAGAGUUAAAUAUUUACAGCCCUAAUACAUCAUCAACAAGUGCGGCAGUUUCCUGCAACAGUACCUUUUGUGGACAACCAGGACAAUGCUCUUCGACACGUAAUACUUGUGCCUAUAAGAUUCAGUAUCUAUCCAAUGAUACUUCAUCUACUGGGGUCUUGGUAGAAGAUAUCUUGCACUUAACUUCAGAUGACAGUCAAUUAAAAGUUGUUGAUGCACAAGUUCCAUUGGGCUGUGGCAUAGUUCAGACUGGUUCAUUUUUGGAAGGUGCAGCUCCCAAUGGCCUAUUUGGCCUUGGUAUGAAUGACAUAUCUGUUCCCAGCGUUUUAGCGAGCAAGGAGCUCACCGCAAAUUCUUUUUCCAUGUGUUUUGGACCUGACGGAUUGGGAAGAAUGAGUUUUGGAGAUACAGGCAGCUCAGGACAAGGACAAACUCCUUUCAAUGUUGAACAAUCAACUCCAAUUUACAAUGUUACCGUGACACAAGUUAGCGUGGGAGAUAAUGUCACUGAUAUCAGUUUCAGUGCAAUCUUCGACUCUGGUACCUCUUUCACAAAUUUAAAUGACCCAGCUUACACAAUGAUCUCUGAGAGUUUCAAUUCCCAGGCCAAAGAGAAAAGGCAUUCUUCUAAUUCUCAGAUCCCUUUUGAGUAUUGCUAUGAUCUAAGUGCAAAUCAGAGCAGCUUUGAGAUUCCCAAUGUGAAUCUUACAAUGAAAGGUGGAGACAAAUUCUAUCUCACUGAUCCCAUAGUAAUGGUCUCUUUUCAGAAUGGAGGUUAUGCAUAUUGCUUGGCCCUUGUCAAAAGCGAGGAUAUAAAUAUCAUUGGACAAAAUUUCAUGACCGGCUACAGUAUGGUUUUUGAUCGCGAAAAUAUGGUUCUGGGCUGGGAGGAAUCUAAUUGUUAUGGCACUGAAACAGGUACCUUUUACCCACCGGGAUCUAGUGCAGUGCCUCCUUCAUCUCUGAAUCCAGAAGCCACAUCAAAAGGUUCCCCUAAUACCAGUCCCUCUCCACCCAACGAUUCAACCCGCUUGACAUCUUCCAUUUCAACCCUAUUCGUGGUCAUUUUCACCGUUCUUAUCCAUUUUGCGAUCAUUGGUUCAUCCUGAGGCUUAUUAGCCACGAUAGCAUAGUUUAUCGGUUCUCAUUUUUUCCCCCCUCAUUGGGUGAUUUGUUUGCAGUUUGAUACACAACAUACAGGAAGCAUUUGCUGGCUUCCUAUAGCUUUAGUAUAUUCGUUAUCAAUUUGAACCUGCUGUUGUAUAUAUACAUAUGAUUUUGAUCAUAGUAAUUGAGAGAGGAUUUCUUUACCUUUGA